Messenger RNA from Selaginella moellendorffii, 1277 nucleotides. Its product is annotated as peroxisome biogenesis protein 16. The record is from RefSeq and is a predicted model, not a curated record. The transcript has 6 exons. Gene Ontology annotation, cellular component: peroxisomal membrane. NCBI's taxonomy places the organism in Eukaryota, Viridiplantae, Streptophyta, Lycopodiopsida, Selaginellales, Selaginellaceae. The coding region runs from base 35 to 1156 and encodes 373 amino acids. Gene Ontology annotation, biological process: peroxisome organization.
UGUUCUAGCAUUAGGGUUCUUGGUUGCCAUAGCGAUGGAGGCGUACAAGGCGUGGGUGCGUGGCAAUCGGCAAUGGCUCGCUUCAAUCGAGAGCAUUGCUACGACCAUGACUUGGCUGCUGCCGGAGAGAUUCGCGAGCUCGGAGCUGGCUCCGGAAGCGCUGUCGACGGCGAUUGGGCUCGUCACCGUGAUGAAUCAAUAUAUUGUGGAGUCUGCCAGUCCCAAAAAUCUUCCCCCAUUCAUGCGCAGCGGCGCUGACGAUCGUGACAAAAGCAUUCCUUGGCCGAUUUUCAUCUCGAUUGUGAAAGAGCUCGAGGUGUUGGUGGAGCUGACUGCCGAGCACUAUCGCGGUCCAAAUGGGAAAUGGAGCACUCUAGCCGUCGUGGAAGCAAUCAAGGUCUUGAUCAGGCUAAAGAUUUUCCACGACAGUGGAUACAAGAUGCUCAUCGAUGGGGGAGAGACCGAGAAUCAAGAGGAGGCCUCGUACUGCGAUCCUUACGCGAGACGAGGAGCUAGAACAAGCGGUCGACCACAAAACGUUCAAGGAAAAGCUAUGGGAGCCUUGUAUAGCUUUGGAAACAGCCUCUCUGGAAGACCAUCGUGGCUACAAAAGAGGGACGCUGCUCAACAUCGUAAGAACAUCACCUCUCCUUCGUUCGAGUUCUCACUUUGGUUUCUUCUAGCUGUGCAAAGAGGCUUGCUCUCGCUUUGGAAGCAACCAGCCGCUAGGUGGUUCAUCGUCGGUGAAACUUCUCUCAUCUUGAGACCACUGAUCUACGUUUUUCUCAUCCGCCGAUAUGGACUCAAGUCAUGGAAACCUUGGCUGGCUUCACUCGCCAUAGAUCUUACGGGUUUCAGCAUCUUGUUUUUGACAGAUCAAUGGAGUAGCAAGAGUAGCAACGAGUCCUUGAUAAUUUCUCAAGGGAGUCCAUCCAGACCACUAUCAGCUGCCGAAAAGAAUGAGCUUAAGCGACGACAACUCUUGUGGGCUUUCUAUCUUCUCAGGAGUCCCUUUUUCGACAGAUACUCGAGACACCAAUUCCAAAGGAUCGGAAAGGUAGCAAAGCCUCUACCUUUGUUCGGCACCUUGGCAUCCAAGGCGAUGGAGCUGCUAGCGGGAGUCCAAAGCAUUUACUCGUACACUGCCGCGUCGUGACGAGAGAAGAACCGUAAAGAUUUAAGAUGGACCAGCGAUUGGGUUCUUAUUUUAGGGUUUCUAUGUCGAGCUCCGCGAUGAAUGAAUCCAGGCUCCACGAGAAGAGGUGGGGAUUGAUCGA